This is a messenger RNA of Ustilaginoidea virens, 927 nucleotides long. RefSeq lists its product as uncharacterized. Gene Ontology annotation, molecular function: zinc ion binding; DNA-binding transcription factor activity, RNA polymerase II-specific. NCBI's taxonomy places the organism in Eukaryota, Fungi, Ascomycota, Sordariomycetes, Hypocreales, Clavicipitaceae. The record is from RefSeq and is a predicted model, not a curated record. The transcript has 2 exons. Gene Ontology annotation, biological process: regulation of DNA-templated transcription. The coding region runs from base 1 to 927 and encodes 308 amino acids.
AUGUCAACCGUAUCAACCGGAUCAACCGUACCAACCAUGUCAACCAUGCCAACCAUGCCAACCAUGCCAACCAUGCCAACCAUGCCAACCAUGCCAACCUUGUCAAGCAUAUCUGCCCAGCUUCACUCCACCAUGGAUUCAGACAAGAUGCUGCUAUUCACAAGAACCGUGGCCACGCCCAAGGUGCGCAAGACGCGUUCACGGGCUGGUAAGUUGUUCCCCUCGACCCGUCUUGGUUCUCCUUUGCCUCGCCCUUCCUUUGCUUACCGUGGCAUGUCUUUUGCCUCGUGCCCAGGCUGUACAUACUGCAGAGACAAGGUAAUAAUCUCUUGGCCCCGGCUACGCCUGCCUAGAGUGCUUCACCAGCUAAAUACCACGCAGAAGAAGAAGUGCGACGAGAUGCGGCCCAGCUGCACCAGAUGCCAACAGCACGGCCAACAAUGCUGCUAUGAGCCCAUCAAGCCUCGUCGACGGCGACGCAGAAACACAGCCGCCGGGCCCACGACGGCCGUCUCCCCGUAUCAGCCUUUGUCGAUCCCCAGCCCUUCCGACUCGUGCACGACGGACAGCGACUCUGCGGUCGGCAGCGUGCACGCGUCUACCGCGGCCUUGUUUCCUCCUCACAUCAGCAAUCCUCACAUCAGCAGCCCGCACGCACAGCCAAGCCUGCCUACUUUGAUGGCCGAGGGCUCGCUGCCGUAUUCGACCUGCUCGACCGCGUCGCCCUCGUUGCAUUGGAGCCUGGGCCCUGGCGCCAGCCCAAUGGCGUCGCAACCCUUUGUCCAGUUUGGCACCACCGCUUCAACGCCGUAUUCAAACGCGGCCGUGGCCAUGAUGCAUCCGGUCCUCGAUCCGUACCCCGUGCAGGGCGUCUGGACAUGUUGUCACGACGCGCCAUAUGCACCAGACUUGAACCUGUGCACGUGA